Penicillium antarcticum is the source of this 1080-nucleotide messenger RNA. RefSeq names its product AIM24 family protein. The transcript is spliced from 5 exons. Lineage: Eukaryota; Fungi; Ascomycota; Eurotiomycetes; Eurotiales; Aspergillaceae. Bases 1 to 1080 code for a protein of 359 amino acids. The record is from RefSeq and is a predicted model, not a curated record.
AUGUCGCAACAUAACCAAUUUGCGCCUCCGCCCUUGUCGGCCCCCGCACAUCAUUUCAACAAUCGCAGCAACACUCCGGUUAUGCCCCUCCAAACUUCAGCUAUCCACCACCCCCGAAGCAAGGAACUCCUUCAAAUGGAGGAUAUCCACCACCACCAUCGUCUAUCAGUCCACCUAGCACAAGCCCACCGAUCAACCAAGCAGGAAUCUCGCAGGCAUAUCCUCCCCCCACCCUCAGGUACCCCACCCACCUUCAGUCCACCACCGAGUGACUUCCCUCCUCAAAAUGGGCUGGGUCGACUUUCCAUUUCCUCUCAGUCACAGCCGACGGGGAUGGCAGAAAAGGUCCCGGGGGGCGCACCACCACCAGGCGAGUUCCUGGGAGCCAAAGCAACCUACGAGGACGAUGUUGGAACCUUCAACGGAGGUAGUUACAGAAUCAGUCACAGAGACUCUAAUUCGCUUUUGACGUUACAGCUCGCAAUGGGCUGUCCUCUCACUGCGAGACCUGGCGUCAUGAUUGCAAUGUCUACGACUAUGACAUUGAGAGGAUCUAUAUCGAUUGGUUGGAAGAAGAUCAUUGCUGGUGGUGAGAUCUCCAUGUCUACCUAUACCGGUCCGGGUGAGCUUCUUCUAGCUCCCUCUGUCCUUGGUGAUCUCAUCGUUCUUCGUAUGGACGGGACCCAGACGUGGAAGAUUGGAAGAGAUGCCUUUGUGGCCUGUACCAGUGGCGUUAAGCAUGAGUACAAGGCGCAGAGUCUAUCCAAGGCUAUCUUCUCCGGCGAAGGACUUUUCAUCUACAAGAUUGAGGGGACAGGUCUUCUCUGGAUGCAAAGUUUCGGAGCAAUCAUUAAGAAAGAUCUGGUGGAAGGAGAGAAAUACUACAUCGACAAUGGCCACCUCGUUGCAUGGAACUGCAAGUACAAGAUCGAGCGUGUCGCUUCCGGUGGUAUCAUCUCCGGCUAUGGUACUGGUGAAGGUCUUGCUUGCAAGUUUGAGGGACCUGGCACGGUUUAUCUGCAGACCAGGAACUUGAAUGCCUUUGCUACCCAGAUGAAGAUCAGCACUGCCAGCGGCUGA